Messenger RNA from Phoenix dactylifera (date palm), 2427 nucleotides. NCBI's taxonomy places the organism in Eukaryota, Viridiplantae, Streptophyta, Magnoliopsida, Arecales, Arecaceae. The record is from RefSeq and is a predicted model, not a curated record.
AUGAGAUAUAAUCGUGUUGCUCCGGUUAGACUUACAUCAUUUGUCCAUGGAAUUUCAAUAGAACAAUUCGAAAUAGGCGCGUUCUACGAAAUCGAUCACGAAAAGCUUCCGCCGAAGUCUCCGAUCCAGCUGAAAGCCAUUCGGGUCGUAAAGGUAACGGAGACUUCGGAGUUGGACGUGACAGUGAGCUUCCCGAGCACCCUUUCGCUGCGGAACUACUUCUCCUUUUACCCGGCCGACGGGCGCGAGCCCGAGCUGGACGAGAGGUUCGUCAUGAGCUUGAAACAGGCGGUGAGGAUCCUCCGGAGACCGGUACCCUCGUCCACCUGGGAGGAGGAGAAAAACUUGGAGAGCUUCUGGCUCGUGGCUCCCAGGGCAUACGACUGCCAACCUCUCGCCUCGUUGCCCGCCACGGCCGCACAAGAAGCGGCGGAGGAGGAAGGGAGGACGUCAGAGCCGAUGGGUUACUGCCUCUUAGCCCUCCAAAGCGCCGGGACUUUGGGUUGGGGGAUCCGGCGGAAGGAGGAGCAGCAGGUUGGACAGAAGAGGACUCGUGAGGCUUGCAAGAAGGAGAAGGAAGAGAAUAAGAAAAGAAAGAAGAAGAAAGAAGACAAGAGGGAAAGGAAGAUGCCGCGUCAUGAGGAGGAGAAGAAGAGGAAGUGCGAAAAGGAGAGCCGGGUGAAGGCAUCCAAGGACCGGUGGUCGUCGGAGAGGUACGAGGCGGCGGAGAUGAAGCUGCUGGAGAUAAUGAAGGAGAAGGGGGCGGAGCUGGGGAACCCCAUCAUGCGUCAGGCGCUACGGGAGGAGGCGAGAAAACACAUCGGGGACACUGGCCUUCUGGACCACCUCCUGAAACACAUGGACGGUAAGACCGUGGCCGGCGGCACCGAGCGGUUCCGUCGACGGCAUAAUGCCGAGGGCGCCAUGGAGUACUGGUUGGAACCGGCGGAGCUGGUGGAGAUACGGAGGAAGGCAGGGGUGAUGGACCUCUACUGGAUCCCUCCGCCAGGGUGGAAACCCGGGGAUGCCGUGUCGCCGUGCCCGUGUGGCACAGAAUGCAAAAGGGACAUUCGUGAGCUCCGGGAGGAGAUCGCCGUUCUGAAGAGGGAUAUGGAGCUACUGAGUUCUCUGAGGAACCUGGAAAAGGUAGCUAAAGAAAUUCGCCCGGAAGUUGAUAAUGGUUCUGGCACCUGGGAGGAGAGAUACCAGAGCUUGCUGGAAUCGAACAGCAAGAUGGAAGAAAAUAUGUCAGCUUUAUCCAGUCAUUUGCUGGAGCUGAAGGAAGAGAUCCGCUUACUCAAGGAAGAGAAGGACAAGAAAACGGAGGUGGAAGCGGAGAUGGUGACGAAAGACAAGGGCUGGCUGGAUGGAGGUGAUGACAAUAAGGAGGAAGAGGAAAGGGGCAAACAGCAGCAAUCCAAAAACACCAUGAGUACUAAAAGUAGCACGACCAACGACAACAGCAGCAGCACCAGGGUCACUACUCCUCCUACGACCAUCGCCAAUGCCAACAGUAACAACAACAACAACAACAACGAUGGCAGCGGUGGAGGCGGAGGCGGGAAAAGGACGGUGAGGAGGAGUGGGUUCAGGAUAUGCAAGCCCCAGGGGACGUUCCUGUGGCCCAACAGCGCCGCGCUCAUCAGCAGCAGCAGCAGGAGGAACGGGGCGGAUGUGGUGGGGUCGUCAUCGCUACGCGCCCAGGCCCAGGGGCUGAUGGUCCCCGCCGCGACCACCGCCACCACCGCGACGCUGGAGGAUCAGCUCAUGUUUUUCGGGGGAAUCCCCACCCCACCCUCGGCCUCGUCCGCCACGUCAGCGCCCAAUCUCCUCCUCCUGCCGGCCCCGACGUCCCCCGUCCUGCCACGCGUCCCCGACCCCGCCGCGGCGGAGGUCGUGGUGGUCCCCUCCUCCUAUCAGCGUCACCAGCAGCAGCAGCAGCAGCAGGAGAGAACGGCCAGCUCCGAGAACAUCUGCCCUUCCGUGCACCGCCACCACCUCCCCACGGCACGCGGAACGUCGUCUCCGUUGGGAGGAGGUGGCGGAGAGAAUAAGAAGAAAGAGGCGUUGUGGGAACUGGCACAAGGGGGAGGGUGGAGCAACAUCACCACGGAUCUGGCCCUGGCUACGCCUUCCUCCUACCGCUGACGAGUCAUUUUUCUGGAUCCGCUGGUGAACCACAGAUGGUAAUUAGUUCAGUUUCUCCAUCUCCUAUUAAGACUAGUAAUGAUCGUUGCUCUUAUGUAGUAGCAGAAGGUCUUUUUUGUUUUGGCAAACAACCGAAGGUCCUUCACUUUCGUUUAGCUUUACCGCAAGUUUUCCCUUGCUCCGCCACGUUGCUUAGUUACUUUUUAGCCUCACUUAGCAUGGUUAGACUACGGCUACAAAGCAAGCGGGAGGAUCGGGGUCUUAUUUGUAUUAUAAAAA